This is a messenger RNA of Cutaneotrichosporon oleaginosum, 1884 nucleotides long. RefSeq lists its product as uncharacterized. NCBI's taxonomy places the organism in Eukaryota, Fungi, Basidiomycota, Tremellomycetes, Trichosporonales, Trichosporonaceae. The record is from RefSeq and is a predicted model, not a curated record.
AUGCAGCGCAUUCCGGACUCGCUCGGCACUCGGAGUGACCUCAGCGCAGGGCGCAAGGCGCAGCUGGUGCGGCGUACGCGCAAGCUCGAGCGGGUUCUUGGCGAACCCCUCGACGAGAAGCACGUGGAGCAGUACAUUGUGGAGCCGAGUCUCUCCACGACGACGGUCAUGACCAAGCUUGAAGAGGGCGUAUGGCCCGAGACGCCCACCGGCGGGCUGCCGGAGUGGGCUCGCGCCGAUGUCGUGCCCCGAUGCGAGAGCCGGACGGAGCAGGCGGAAGAGGAAUCCUCAGCGUCGCGGCAGCUCUCGCAUCAGCGCUCGCGCUCGGGCCUGGCGCUCAGCCGUAUGCGCUCGCUCAUGAGCCGCGACACUCCUCCGCCCGCCAAGAUUGUCGUGAACCUCACACGCGAGGUUCGCACCAUCGAGACGCAAGUGCGCAGCCACCCCAUGAUGCGUCACAGCGCGAACCGCGACGACAUCCAGCCACCGACACCGGACACCCCAAGAUCCAAUAUUACGGCCUCGACGAUCGAGACGUACGAGGAGGCAUCGCGCCGCCAGCGCCGCCAGCAGCUUGCCAAGCUCCAGCGCCUACUGGGCGUGCACAUCCCGCCACACGCGCUGCGUCCGCGGGAGGACGACCUCGUGCCCCGCUGCACACCGCAGCCGCGGAGCGCGUCCGAGAGCUCGAUCUCCCUCCAUUCUGGCAUGUCGCAUAUCUCGGCGUCGGACACGGGCCGCGGGCGGCUCGCAGCCCGUCUGCGCCGGACGGUGAAUCACACAACCCACACACCGAGCAUCGCCGAGCAGUCAUUCCAGGCCUUCAACGACGCCGACACGAUGAGCCGCGAGGAAAAGGCCGUAGCGCGCAAGCGCGCGUCCAAGCUCGAGCAGAUGUUUGGUCGCGUGCCCCCGCAAGACAUGUUCCUCCCCGUGCGUCCCCGCACCAGCGUGGAUGUCGAUGGCGUGCGCGAGUUUGCGGCUGGUGACCUGACCGAGGCCGCCAGUCCAAGAGACAGCGCACACGCGCACGCCUCGGCGCUCGCAGCGCUGAGCGGCUCACCCGGGUCGAGACACUCCCGCACGCCGUCCCACGACGCGCAUGCCGCGGUCGAAGAAACCCCCUCGGCGGCAUUCACGAGCUACCGCGACUCGAUCCGGUCGCUCAUCUGGCUCGUUGAGAACGACCAAGGCCGCCUCGCCAGCAUCGUCGACGAGAUUGCCGAGCUGGAAGACGCUGCGCCGCAGGGCCGCCGCGCCUCCUUCUCUUCAAACGACAUGCGCGCGACCGUCGAGGCGACCAGAGCGAGAUCUCCCCGCUCGCCACGCUCGCCCCGCUCCCCCAUGGCGCUCUUCCACUCGCUUGGGCGCGCGACGGGGCUUGUCGCCGAGCCACCUACGCCCUCCACGCCCGAAGUCAGUGCACACACCCUCGCGCGCCGGCGCACGCGCAAGCUGUCUGCCUUUUUCGGCGAACGCGUUGAUCCUGCCCACGCCCACGUCGUCCACCACCAGCACAUGCACAGCCUGCCCUCCGCGCAACCUCCACACACCCUCGCGCCUGCCAUACCCGCUUCAUUCCACGCCGUGCCCAACUUUGCGCCCAACGCUUACAGUCGGCCGCCAUCCGGCUCUAGAGCGUCCUCAAGCCACGGACCACGCACCUCCGUCUUUGGCUUCUCCGCACUGGCGCCAGUCGGUGUCCCGCGCACUGCUGCUCGGCGCCGUGAGACGUUUGACGGGGUGCUUGGAGAGCUGUGGCGCAAUGUCCAGACCGAGGCCGCCCAGGGGCGCAUGCGCGCCACAGAGUUCGGCAGCCUCCGUGAGAUGUGGUCCCGCCUCGGAAGACAGCGUGCUCAGUCCGGCGCAUGGGCCGAGCUGUAA